UCAUGCAUUACAAUUACAAAAGCAACAAUCUUUGAUCCUUCUCACCAAAUUUCCUAAUCUCUCUCUCUCUCUUUCUCUGUGGGGAAGAUGACUUUCUUUAAGGCACUCCCUUUUCUAGCUUUCUUUCUUCUGUUACUACCUGUGAUUGCUUUGGGGGAUGAUAAUCCCUUAACUUCUGUAUAUGAUGCAGAUGCAGAUGUUAUAUGUGAUCUAGUGCAAUGUGGGAAGGGAAAAUGCAUAGCAAAUAUAAAAUACCCAUUAGGCUACAUCUGCAAAUGUGAGACUGGUUGGAACAGAACUACAGAUGAUAAUCUUAACAAUAAUCUUCAGUUCCUUCCUUGUGUCAUUCCAACAUGUAAGCUCAAAUAUAAAGGUUGCCAAGUAGCUCCACCUACUCCACCAGCAACGCCUGUUCCUUUGAACACAUCUAUUUUUGAUCCUUGCAAUUGGAUCUAUUGUGGAGAAGGUACCUGCACAAAAAAUUCAACUUUUACCCAUUUCUGUACUUGCAAAUCUGGAUUUACUAACCUUUUUAAGAUCCCUUUCUUCCCAUGCUAUAGCAAUUGUUCUCUUGGAUCUGAUUGUUCCAAGCUUGGAAUAACAGUUGCAAAAUCUCUAUUAACUGAUGAUACUGCAAGCAUUCCUGGAAAUCAUGACCCACAAGUUUAAACCUUGUGGGUUUUUUCCAGGUAGCUCAACUAUGGCAGGGAACUUGCAGUGGAGGAUCGUAUUGUUCAUGUCUACGCUAAUGGCUCUGAGCAAGUAGGAUGAUCAUAUAAUAAAGCAGCAUGCAGGAUCCUAUGCCUGUAGCGCCUUUUAUUAUAACCAUAUUACAUACUUUUUUAGAAAUAAAAUCCACUUCUUGGAUCGAUGCUGUGAUUAUAUUUAUAUGUAUGCUAUUGAUUUUUGUAUUGUAAUUUAUUUUGAUUGAACCCGUAUGUUUUGAGGAUA
Messenger RNA from Jatropha curcas, 951 nucleotides. RefSeq lists its product as uncharacterized. Lineage: Eukaryota; Viridiplantae; Streptophyta; Magnoliopsida; Malpighiales; Euphorbiaceae. The record is from RefSeq and is a predicted model, not a curated record.